Gadus morhua (Atlantic cod) is the source of this 4969-nucleotide messenger RNA. RefSeq names its product vesicle amine transport 1 (gene vat1). The transcript has 6 exons. Gene Ontology annotation, cellular component: mitochondrial outer membrane. Gene Ontology annotation, biological process: negative regulation of mitochondrial fusion. Bases 279 to 1679 code for a protein of 466 amino acids. NCBI's taxonomy places the organism in Eukaryota, Metazoa, Chordata, Actinopteri, Gadiformes, Gadidae. Gene Ontology annotation, molecular function: oxidoreductase activity. The record is from RefSeq and is a predicted model, not a curated record.
CUUUGUCAGAGCCGUUGACGACCACUGGCCCCUGAAGCCGAUGCGAGGUACUGCCUGCUCUGUCAUUAGGCGAAGCCCACUGUCUAGGUUUGGUUACUUCUCUCUAUGCAACAGCCGUGAACAGGACCUGCCCGUCACAUUUCCUUCUACUUUGUUCUACUCACUGCUAAAUCAAGGCACUAAUAAUUCAGCAAAAGCCUCCAAGGCAACAAAAGUGAGAGAAUUGCAGAUCUUUUUUUAGACGUGUCUACUAUCUAGCCUACUAACACAUCCUCAAGAUGUCUGGAGAGGACGCCCCAGCCCAGCAGCAAGACGCUGUGGAACAGAAACAAGAGAAGCCUAGCGAAGAGCCGAAGACGGAAUCCAAGACCGAGUCGACACCUGCCCCGGCGGCUGAGGCUGCCGAGGCAUCUCCGGCGGCGACCGAAAAGGCACCAGAGGAGGAGGCGUUCACCUACCGCGCGCUGGUGCUCACCGGCUAUGGUGGCUAUGACAAAGUGAAGCUCCAGGUCAAGAAGGGUAAGCCGGUCCUCAAGGCAGGAGAAGUCCAGGUGCAGGUCAAGGCAUGCGGGCUGAAUUUCGCCGACCUGCUGGGCCGGCAGGGUCUGUACGACCGGCUGCCAUCCCCGCCGGUCACCCCGGGGAUGGAGUGCUCCGGAGUGAUCGAGGCGGUCGGAGAUGAAGUGACAGACCGAAAAGUCGGCGACAAGGUGAUGGUGAUGGGUCGCUCGGGCCUUUGGCAGGAAGUGGUGGUGGUGCCCGCGGUCCAAACCUUCCCCAUCCCUGAGGGCAUGAGCUUCGAGGAGGCGGCUGCACUGCCUGUCAACUACGUCACGGCGUACAUGAUGCUGUUCGACUUCGGCAACCUGCGGCCUAACCAGAGCGUUCUGGUCCACUCCGCAGCAGGUGGUGUGGGCAUUGCCGCCACCCAACUGUGCCAGACUGUGAAGGAUGUGACUGUGUUCGGCACAGCAUCAGCCAGCAAGCACGAGACCAUCAGCCAGGGUGGGGUCACGCACCCCAUCGAUUACCGCACAAAGGACUACGUGGAGGAGGUCCGCAAGAUCAGCCCCAAAGGACUUGAUAUUAUUCUGGACCCUCUCGGAGGAUCAGACACCCACAAGGCCUACAACCUGCUGAAGCCCAUGGGCAAGCUCAUCGCCUAUGGUGCAGCCAACAUGCUGGCUGGUCAGAAGAAGAACCUGCUGGCAGUUGCUAAGAACUGGUACCACCAGUUCUCCAUCCACACGCUCAGCCUGAUCCAGGGCAACAAGUCUGUGUGCGGCUUCCACCUGGGCUACCUCGACGGGGAGACAGAGCUAAUCAGCCAGGUGAUGGACAUCGUACUGGAGCUCUACAAGCAGGGCAAGAUCAAGCCCCGCAUCGACUCCACCUGGCACCUGGAGCAGGUGGGCGAUGCCAUGAGGAAGAUGCAGGAGAGGAACAACAUCGGCAAGGUCAUCCUCAUCACAGAGCCCAUGCCUGAGGAAGAGAAGAAGGAGGAGCCCAAGAAGGAGGACAAGAAGGAGGAGAAGAAGAAGGACGAUAAGAAGAAGGACGACAAGAAGAAGGAUGAAAAGAAGAAAGAUGAGGCCAAGAAGGAGGAGGAGCCCAAGAAGGAGGAGCCUAAGAAGGAGGAGGAGCCUAAGAAGGAGGAACCCAAGAAGGACGAGAAGUGAGCAGGGAGGAAUAGGGGUAGUCGAGCAGAGCAGCGGGGGAGCUGGCGUCCUGGGAGUGGCAGGGUGGUGUUGGGAGGGGGGGGGGCAUGAGAUAUGGAUAGAGAUGGGAAGAGAUGGAUUCAGAAUGGAGAGGGUGAGAGAAGAGGGGUACAGUUGGCGUGGGGGGGGACGGAGGGCAGGUGGGUGGAGGAGCGUUUAGGGUCGGUAAAAGUACCUUCACUAAGCAGACCAUCUCGCUCAUCUCUUCCAGGGUCUCAGCACCGUUGAUUAUUUCCUGAAUCGUGUCAUCCCCCCUAGGGCUGUGCUCCACCCAGUACUGCACCCCCAACUUCUUUUUUUUAUCGUCACUGCAACCAAACAUCUCAGACACCUUCUCCCUGGUGUUGAUUAAGGCUAUUAUUAAAUAAGGCUAGUUGAAAAGGGGUAAGGGGCUGUGAAUCGCGCUCUCUGCUCCACGAGAGUGAAAUAACAUAGUCACACCUUUAAGGACCUAUGACAAAAAAAACACCCUUAGUAUUUGGGUGACCUAAAGAGAUUCCCUGAGACGACAGCAAGCCACUGUGUUGUGGGCUCUCUCUCUCUCUCUCCCCCCUUGACUCCCAAUACGCUGCUCCAUCUCUACCCCCCCCCCCCGAAUGUGCUAAAGUGUUCUGCUCUGACUCCUAACUGCCACAUCCACCCAACCAUUGUUCUGAGUUCCCCCCAUCCAUUCCCAUCCCUCCUACAUCCCCUACAGUCUGGACCCAUGGACAGACUUCCAGACAGACAGACAGACAGACAAACUGACAGACGGCAAGGCAAACUAAGAGCAAAGUGAAGAACGACACACACACACACACACACACACACACACAAAUGCAAACUCACACGCACACUCAUUGUCCAAGCCACAGUUAUGAAACUAAAGAUGAGUCACCAUUGUGUACGAUUGGCUGUAGCCCCCUCCUCUUCUCACCUUUUCUUCAUACCCUGGUGAACGCUACGUUGGCAAUAAAAAUAUAUCGAUUGCGAACCACUUCCUAGUUUAAACAAGAGAAGUCCACUAAAGUUAAAGUCUUAUCUGGCUCAGCCAUCUUGUUGAACAAAGAGUUAUACUAUUAGCUAUAUUAUACAAUACGACAUGUAUCACUGCACACAUAAAGUACAUCCAUGCAGCUUUGCACCAUUUUAAAACGCAUAAUGUCCCUUUGUAUUCGAUAUUGAAUGGUGAUCGUUGCUUAGUUUGCGCUCCUUGGAAACAGAUUUUCUAGCUGACUAACUGUUGGCAAGAAGGGUGCAGUGCCAAUUAAGGAAGAAUUUGUUUCUGUUCAAACAAAUUGCAAGCAGACACACUUAGAGAAACACACACAUACACAAUUUCUAAUGAAAGGGGCACUGUCAUGUGGGGACAUUCAAGCGUCUAAACGGAUCAAGUGGGAAGGGGGUACGCUGCUCCUUUUCCUCAGGAUCAGGAACUCUUCCUCCCUGAUCCUCCUCAAGGCAUUCCGGGACAUUCCGGCCCUCACCCGGUGACCACCAACCGCUCGUCGUUCACCCUGAGCCGGGAGACGAGAGAUGAAUCCAUGCUGCUGUCGUGCUUACUAUCCCCUCUCUCUGGCUCUCUACUCCACCAUUCUCUCUCGCUCUCCUCUCUUUCUCCCACCCUCCUCUUUCCAUCUCCCAUCUCCCUCGCUAUGGUCGGCAUAGCAACAGGCGUCAGGCUCGUCAGAGAUGGCACUGUGGUUGGCUUCUCUUGCGCUCUCGCUCGCCGCCCCUCCCUCUCCCCCCUCUGUCUUUCUCUCUUAUCUGCUCUCCUCGUUCUUAAUUAUUUGCCAAAAGUUGGUACUAUAGACCAAUAUUAAACAUUUAUUAGAAACUUCUGCCUUUCCUGCCAUGUUGUUGUGAAAUUUGAAUCAUAUUGACUUUGUGAGUGCCACCUGCUACAGUCCUAAAAGGUGUCAGGGUGGUCAUAAAAUAAUGUCCCCCCUAAUGGCAGACCGCCUUUGGAACUGAUAUUGUUCUUCUGACUGCCCUCAUAUCACAGGUUGUAUUCACAAAAUUCCUUUGGGAUUUAGAUGAAACGGCGACUUAUCCUGCCGUCUAUCGUACCCGUCUGUCUGUCUGUCAGCCUGCCCCAUACUGUCCAGCCUCAGAUGGUGACUAGUGAUUUUGAAAAAAACAAAAGAAAAAAAAACGAAACGUGUUGAGCAUGAGUGGCCUCCUCAUGUGUUGUGUGUGGUGUAUCAUCGUGUGUGAAGAUGUGCGUGUCCUCAGGUUGUUUGUCAGGUUUAAAAAAGCACCAAUUAUAAUUCUCCCACCCAGAUCACCUCCCUCUAAUUAUCUCACUCUCUCACUCUCUCUCUUGCGCCUUGUCUAAUAUGUGGCCCUGUUUGUAGAGGCCAGUUGGUAUUGGUAUUUUGCACUCUGCUCACUGAUGCACUUACAAGCAUAGUUUCCCUGCUCUAGCCUACCUGAGGCCUGGUCCUGCUCUUCUCAUUCUGCUAUCUUUAAAGAUAGUAAGAUAGUAAACUAUCUUUACUAUGUUCCUGCAGAAGCUCACCAAGAGCAUCACUAACACACACACACACACACACACACACACACACACACACACACACGCACACACACGCACACGCACACACACACACACAAACAAUUUUUUGUUAAACAUUUCCGAUCAUUCAUCCAUGCUGACACCGUCUGAUGUGAAUCGUGGAGUUGGUUCGGCAGGGCUGGACUGGGACUGCUAGGUUGGAGAAGGGAAGUGACUGUAUCCUGUCAGCCUUUAGUAAGCCCCCCCCCCCCCCCCCCCCUGAUAACCUGUUGAAGCGGUGCUUGUGUUCCUGAGUGCCAUGAGACAAACAAACGCUUCUGUAAAACUAUGUUUUCAUAAAUGUUAUUUUAUUUAAUUUUUUUCAAGGGUUUAAAGUUCAAAGUUCCUACACGGGGGCACUGCUAAACUUUCUGUUGGUAUGAACCAUUGUGCCAAAUUACUAUUUUUUGGCUCUUUGUCUUUUGCAUAUAAACAAAAAACUUUUUUUUAAGGUUAACUCAACCUUAUAGAAUACAAAAAUAUGAAAAACAUUGUGUAAGAUUUCUAUCCAAAAAGAUAAUGGGUGCUGACAGAAUUUAUAAUGCAGUUAACAAAAGUCUAACAAUUGAGUGUUUAAUUAUAUGCAGCCUUGCUCUACUGUAGGCAUGCACCGUGUUCUCUGUUAAACAGUUUUGCUCAUCUGCCCAUCACUGUGUAUUGAAAUUUAAUUACAUUUGAAAGAAUCCCAAUCGUAGCUAAUAAAUCACAUCCAAUCGCA